UCCUCUCCCAGCCACUCCCAACCUCUCUCUCUCUCUCUCUCUCUCUCUCCCUGUGAUGCUGCAGCUCCUGUAGGCUCUUCAGUCUCCAGUAAACAGCAGUCAUGGCGACAGUGGUCCAACCGCUCACACUGGAUCGAGAUGUUGCCAGGGCUAUUGAGCUGCUGGAGAAGCUGCAGGAGUCAGGCGAUGUUCCCGGUCACAAGCUCCAAUCUCUGAAGAAAGUCCUUCAGAGUGAGUUCUGCACAGCCAUCAGAGAGGUGUACCAGUAUAUGCACGAAACAAUUACAGUGAAUGGCUGUCCAGAGUAUCAGGCCAGGGCCACGGCUAAGGCCACAGUUGCAGCCUUCGCAGCCAGUGAAGGUCACUCUCACCCGCGGGUGGUGGAGCUACCAAAGACGGAGGAAGGGCUGGGCUUCAAUGUGAUGGGCGGCAAAGAGCAAAACUCACCUAUCUAUAUCUCCCGCAUCAUUCCUGGAGGCGUAGCUGAGAGGCAUGGCGGCUUAAAGCGAGGGGACCAGCUCCUGUCUGUGAAUGGAGUGAGUGUAGAGGGAGAGCACCACGAGAAAGCGGUGGAGCUACUGAAGGCAGCCAAGGACAGCGUGAAGCUGGUGGUUCGCUACACCCCCAAAGUGCUGGAGGAGAUGGAGGCCCGCUUCGAGAAGCUGCGUACGGCCCGGCGGCGUCAGCAGCAGCAACUCCUCAUGCAGCAGCAGCAACAGCAGAAUCUGGCCUCUCAGCAGAACCACAUGUCGUAGGCUGUUCCAAAAGAAGAAGAAGUGAAGAAGUGUGUGGAUCUUUAAGGCCAUCUGUUUGUGUUGAGGAUCCCAAAGGCGUCUCUCCAUCAUGGAGCAAAACCGACGGAAAGUAGAAGACUCUUUCACUCUCUCCCUUCCAGUGUACCACCGAUUACUGAGCAAAAACGAAGAGAGCGUUUGUCCUGAAUUUGGUGCUUUGAAAAACAAGUAUGAGGGAGGCUAACACUGAAAGUUUUGACUUUAUAGUCCCUUUUCUAGGUUCUACACCCCAGUCGUGACUUGAAUACUCCCCUUCUUGUGUUUGUAGUUUGGUUUAUUUUAUCCACCUGGUUUGCUUUCAUCCAUUUGGCAGUGGAUCCUUCGCCAUUUUUCCAUAGAUAUCAUUUGUACAGUGGUGUUUCUAUUGAUUCCUCUACUGGUGCUUGUGUCUCUGUAUGAAUGACCAUUGAUUUCCUUUUUCUGUGUCCUGUUUUUGAUGAACUCUUUUUUACCUUCUAUAUUGUAGCAAGAAAAGAUUUUGUAUCUCGUAGGUUUAGCAAUAACACACUUUUUUUUGGUUUUUGGUUUUUACAUUUUAAAAUGAAAUUCAUCACAUAUACAGUUUAUGUGCAAAUGUAAAUCACCGUAAAGCAAAUCGCGUCUUAUUCACUGUAAGGCAGCUCCUGAGUCCAAAUCGGUCUUCUGUGCCAUUUAAAGAGAUUUACAGACGGCGCAUAGAGUUAAUGUGCAAUAGCUGCGAUUCAUAAAAAGAAGUUAUAAGCUACUCCCAGCUGAAAUUAAUCUAGUAAAUAUAUGUUACAAGGAGGUUCACUUUAAUCCUCACAAAUCUUAAAUGUUCCCGACAGAUUACCAGAAUGUCAUCACUUUUGAUUUUAACAGAAUUAAAUGAAUAUUAUGUUUAUUUUUCCAGAUCUGUCUAUUUUAUAGUUUACGAGAUCAGAGGUUUAACACAAAGUUUUAAUGUUCCUUUCAAAAUAUUAUGUAUUCUUUCUAUGAUGUGCAGAUUGUUUAAAAUCUAUUCAUUGCAUUAUGGCUAAA
Oreochromis niloticus (Nile tilapia) is the source of this 1793-nucleotide messenger RNA. It is a transcript of the gene lin7a, whose product is annotated as lin-7 homolog A (C. elegans). The record is from RefSeq and is a predicted model, not a curated record. Gene Ontology annotation, molecular function: protein binding. Bases 102 to 755 code for a protein of 217 amino acids. The transcript has 6 exons. Lineage: Eukaryota; Metazoa; Chordata; Actinopteri; Cichliformes; Cichlidae.